This is a messenger RNA of Ictalurus punctatus (channel catfish), 2441 nucleotides long. Its product is annotated as free fatty acid receptor 3. Gene Ontology annotation, biological process: cellular response to fatty acid; G protein-coupled receptor signaling pathway. The coding region runs from base 92 to 1069 and encodes 325 amino acids. The transcript is spliced from 2 exons. Gene Ontology annotation, cellular component: plasma membrane. The record is from RefSeq and is a predicted model, not a curated record. NCBI's taxonomy places the organism in Eukaryota, Metazoa, Chordata, Actinopteri, Siluriformes, Ictaluridae. Gene Ontology annotation, molecular function: G protein-coupled receptor activity.
GCAGCAUGACAAAAUCUCAGCCUGUUCCGUGGCUAGAUAAAAAUCUCACCACGGAGACAAACAAAGUGAGGAAAAAAAAAUCAACUACAAUAUGUACUGGACAAAAACACUCAGCAAUUUGGUCCUGACUGUGGACAGCAUUACUCAGAUCAUUGGUCUCCCUGCCAACCUGCUGGCUCUCUACACCUUCAUUCAGAAGAUAAAACAGCAAGCUAAGCCCCUUGACAUACUCUUGCUCAACCUCAACAUCUCGGACUUGCUCGUUCACAUCUUCCUCCCACUCCGCAUGAAAGAGGCGGCUGACAUGAAAUGGACCGUGAGCUACUUCCUGUGCCCUCUGAUGGAAUAUGUCAUAUACACCACCAUCUAUAACAGCACCUUGCUUUUAACAGCUAUCAGUGUGGAGCGCUAUCUGGGAGUGGCCUUUCCCAUUAAAUACAAACAAUAUCAUAAUUCCCGCAAUGCCGUGAUUGCUGUCGUCUUAUUCUGGGUGGUUACCAUGGCCCAUUGCAGCUUUGUCUACAUUGUGAAGCAGUACGAAUCGGAAUGCGUAUCUAAUGGCACGCACCAAGUGCCAGUGACUAGGGACUCUUGCUACAUGAUGUUUAAUGAUAAGCAGUUGGAGAUCAUUUUGCCUUUCCGGCUAGAGCUGUUCAUCGUUCUCUUCUGCAUCCCUUUUAUCAUCUGCAGCUUUUGCUACAUCAAGUUAAUUCUCAUCCUUUCCCGCUUACAUAACAUCAACUAUAAGAGGCGCCGCAGGGCCAUUGGGCUUGCUCUAGUCACCUUCCUGCUCUUCACAAUUUGCUUCAUGCCUUUCAAUGUGUCCCAUCUGGUGGGUUUUAUUGGAUGGCACAGUCCGAGUUGGAGCGUGUACACUUUGCUUCCCAUCACCUUCAACGCCUGUGUGGAUCCACUAAUCUUUUAUUUCUCCUCUUCCAUGCUCCGACAGACAUUUGCCAAGUUCGUAGCUGGACUCAUCAAGAGGCUUGAAGUGUUCUGCUUCUGGAGAUUGUUCAAAAGCUCUACAGUUAAGGAGAGAUUACAGAAUUCUCAGCAUUUCACAGUCUAGAAUUGCAGACAGGUUGUAGACAGGAUCGAUGAUGUGACUCUAUUCAUCAGCAUGCUUACGAGAAACCUCACAUCUGUAGAUGUCCUGCCUGGAGAGCAGAAAUUCUGAGCCUGCGGUGUGUGUUUGGACCCCUUUACCUUGAGUGUUCACUGAGAUCAAUGCAAACUUUCUUUAAAAGGACUAUUAGAGUUUAAACUUCCAACUUUCCCCAUGUUCAAGCAAUGUUCAAAGAUGGAUAUCAAGGCAAAUAUGGUAUAAUAUGGACCGUGACAUUUGUGUGCAUGGCUGUGCACAAUCACUGGCUGGGUUUCUAAGCCUUUCCCUUUUAAAUGAGCUUGGGUAGCGCUUCUCUUUGGUUCAAGAUGGAAACACAAUGGAAAUUCACAGAAUGCCAUGAAAAGCCAGUGCAUGAAGAAUAAUAUGAGAUUUUGCUGUGCAAUACUGUAGAAGACUUUACAAUUUUGACUUGGUAUAAUACCCUUUACCGCUUUUGUAUUUUGCAUGCUUGUAGCCGUAUACAUGCUUAAAUUUAAGUUGUUCAUUGUACAAAACAUAUUAUGAUUCUUCAGUAUUAAAAUGCUGAUAUCACAAAAAUAGAGGGCUUUACCACUGCUACAGCUUAUAUUGGAUGUACUUACUGUAUUACAGUCAUUUCUGUACCUAAGUUUAUCACUGGAGAUGAGGUACAUGCAAACUGAUGUGUUUAAUAGAAUAAAAGUAGCUUUCUUUUACCCUAAGUAAAACUGUUAACGAAACAACAACAACAAAUCAUUUCAAUCUCAAACUAAUGAUGGCAGAAUGCAUUAUGUAUAUUUCCCUGUUUUUUUUUUUUUCACUUUGCAUUCCUUCUCUAUUUGUCUAAAUGUAAUUAUGUCUAUGUAAUUAAACAUUAACAAACACUUUUAUUUAUAUAACAAUUAUUUUCAUUUGUUAUAUAAAAAUGAUUGUUUAACUUGUUUAGCCGUUGCUUGCCCAAUUUGAAUAACAGAUUUGUCUGGCACAAAAAUUAUGUCUAUAUCUAUAAAUUAACAUUGAUAUCAGGAGUGGAAAGUGAGGUGAAGCACAUAAAUGAAAUGUUUUCUUAUAUAUGACAUAAGUCUUACGGGCGUAUAAUUCUGCCCCACAUGACGGUAAAUAAAAAUAACUAAAUAAAUGUAACAUGUUUAGAAAAUCAAGGGAAACUAAACAGUUAUUAUAAAUGCUAUAUUUCAUGUUUCUUUGGUAUGUGGUUUGAAUUGGUCUGAUUAGAUAUAUACAAAAUAUUACAUACAAAUAGAUGAUGGUAAAAGGAAUGGUAAGAGAAUUUAAGCAAACAAAAUGCAAUACAAAUGUAAAAUAUGACAUAUUAGAAAUAAAAUGAAACGAUGUAUUA